Hydatigera taeniaeformis is the source of this 642-nucleotide messenger RNA. Lineage: Eukaryota; Metazoa; Platyhelminthes; Cestoda; Cyclophyllidea; Taeniidae. The record is from the annotation of a GenBank genome assembly.
AUGGUCAAGAGAGUCAGCCUAGCACAGGGCGACGAAAGGGGUCACAUGUGGCCUACAGCCAAUGGCGAUGUCGCACCGUCUGUGGGUGAAAGUAACAGCUGCCGUACGGCAUCGCAUUCGUCUUCCGCUGCUCCUUCCGAACCUACGGAAAGCGGAGAUGAUGAGGACAUUCUUGGGCUUAUCAGCUCUUCACUUGAUCGCUUCAAUGCACAACUUCAUCAUAAUCCUCACGUUAAUAUCUCCAUUCCUGUCAAUCAAUAUGGCAACCGUCCAACUACUCCUUCCAACGACAUCACUGUUGGAAUUUCUUCCGACAUUUCGGAUCCAGUGAUGCCUGCUUGGGCGCCUUUCGCAGUCUCUGCUGUUACUAACUACCAGCAGCAGAGCAGUCAGGGUCAAGAAGUCCCUGGGAGCCUCACCUAUUCGGAACUUUCAUUGGCCUCAUCUACCAAUCCGAUGGGCCUCUUUUCUGGCUCUUCAGACGCCUCAUCGGCGGUUCUUCAGCGGACCUCCAUGCCAAGUCCGCCUGGUCUUUCCACACUUUCGCACCAACAGCAGCCUUCUAGUGGGAAUAACUCAGAGCGCAAGCAGCGCAGCCUUUCGCAAACGUUUCCUGACUCUGACGAGACUUCAUCUCUGUAA